AGGGCGCCGGAGCGCAGCGUUCUCCUGGCCCCGAGCGGGUCGUCGCGCCUCAGGAGCAGCCCUUCGGCCAGCAGUUGCCGCCGCCCCGACUUUCCGUUCCAGUUGCGUCUCCUCCUCCCGGGCAACAUGUCACAAGCCGCCGCCGCUCCAGCUGCCGCCGCCACCUGGGGAAGAGCAGCAGCAGCGGCGGCUGCGGGCACGCGGGGGCAAUAGACCGAGCCACCCGGGCGUCCGGCGGGCCGGGGGACCCUCUCUGCGCUCACUGUUCCGGCGGGACCCGCGCCAUGUGCUGAGCCAUGCUCCUGGCCGCGCCCGCGGGCAGCGCAUGGGGCAGCGCCUGAGCGGCGGCCGAUCCUGCCUCGAUGUCCCGGGCCGGCUCCUACCGCAGCCGCCGCCGCCCCCGCCGCCGGUGAGGAGGAAGCUCGCGCUGCUCUUCGCCAUGCUUUGCGUCUGGCUCUACAUGUUCCUGUACUCGUGCGCCGGCUCUUGCGCCGCCGCGCCGGGGCUGCUGUUGCUGGGUUCGUCCCGCGCGGCACACGCCCCGCCAGCCCUGGCCACAGCUCCGGGAGGGACGCCCCCGAGGCUGCCGUGUCGGGCGCCGCCGGCCACUCCGCUGGCUGUGGGCCCGGAGAUGGCCGAGGGCGCAGCGAGCCCGGAGGAGCAGAGUCCCGAGGCGCCGGACUCCCCCAGCCCCAUCUCCAGCUUUUUUAGCGGAUCCGGGAGCAAGCAGCUGCCGCAGGCCAUCAUCAUCGGCGUGAAGAAGGGCGGCACGCGGGCGCUGCUGGAGUUCCUGCGCGUGCACCCCGACGUGCGCGCUGUGGGCGCCGAGCCCCACUUUUUCGACCGCAGCUACGACAAGGGCCUCGCCUGGUACCGGGACCUGAUGCCGAGAACCCUGGAAGGGCAGAUCACCAUGGAGAAGACGCCCAGCUACUUCGUCACGCGGGAGGCGCCCGCGCGCAUCUCGGCCAUGUCCAAGGACACCAAGCUCAUCGUGGUGGUGCGAGACCCCGUGACCAGAGCCAUCUCGGACUACACGCAGACGCUGUCCAAGCGGCCCGACAUCCCCACCUUCGAGAGCUUGACGUUCAAAAACAGAAGCACGGGCCUCAUCGACACGUCGUGGAGCGCCAUCCAGAUCGGCAUCUACGCCAAGCACCUGGAGCACUGGCUGCGCCACUUCCCCAUCGGCCAGAUGCUCUUCGUGAGCGGCGAGCGGCUCAUCAGCGACCCGGCCGGCGAGCUGGGCCGCGUGCAGGACUUCCUGGGCCUCAAGAGGAUCAUCACGGACAAGCACUUCUACUUCAACAAGACCAAGGGCUUCCCCUGCCUGAAGAAGGCCGAGGGCAGCAGCAAGCCCCACUGCCUGGGCAAGACCAAGGGCAGGCCCCACCCCGAGAUCGACCGCGAGGUGGUGCGCCGGCUGCGCGAGUUCUACCGGCCUUUCAACUUGAAGUUCUACCAGAUGACCGGGCACGACUUUGGCUGGGAUUGAAUGGCCCCGGGCUGUGUAACUUACCAUGUGGCUUAUAUAUUGAGAGAGAUUAUAUGUAUGUAAAAUGUACAGAAAUCUAUUUUAUAAUAAUUUAUUUUUAAUUCAUAAGCAAUUAAUUCACUAAGCUGCCUAGCCACACUCUUUAGAGAGUUAGCUUCGUAAUCUGUUAACAUUCCAAAGCGUUUAACUCUAAUAUCUUGUUCUAUUCUUCACAACUGAUGGUGCUUCCAUUUCUUUUCUCCCCUGCCUAUUAUAUUUAAAAAGAAGAAAAGCACAACGUGAGAUUUUUGUUGUUACGGGUAUUCAGCCUUCAAUCACCGUCUGAGUUCUCCAGUUGCUGCCUCCUUGUUGGGUCUUGGGUCUCCUGUUCCAGCUUCCGUGUCUCUCCCUGCCUGUGUACCUCGUAGGAGCGCUGAGCUGCCUCAACAGUGCUGUCUUCUGAAGGUCAGACCUCAUGUGGUAGUUUCCUUGCAGAUGUGGCGUCCUUUCCAAUUUCCAAUUCCAAACCACAGCGCCAGGGUUUUCCCCCACCUCCACUCAGCACAUGAGGGAAUCCCUCACCUUUACAGG
Molecule: messenger RNA, 2065 nt
Organism: Carlito syrichta (Philippine tarsier)
Lineage: Eukaryota; Metazoa; Chordata; Mammalia; Primates; Tarsiidae
Gene: HS3ST3B1
Product: heparan sulfate-glucosamine 3-sulfotransferase 3B1
Exons: 2
Coding region: 326-1495 (389 amino acids)
Molecular function (GO): [heparan sulfate]-glucosamine 3-sulfotransferase activity
Source: RefSeq, a predicted model, not a curated record